Molecule: messenger RNA, 3263 nt
Organism: Vitis vinifera (wine grape)
Lineage: Eukaryota; Viridiplantae; Streptophyta; Magnoliopsida; Vitales; Vitaceae
Product: leucine-rich repeat receptor-like serine/threonine/tyrosine-protein kinase SOBIR1
Exons: 1
Coding region: 1107-3005 (632 amino acids)
Biological process (GO): protein phosphorylation
Molecular function (GO): protein binding; protein kinase activity; ATP binding
Source: RefSeq, a predicted model, not a curated record
ACGCCGGGUCCAUUGGUUUGUUAUAUCUUGUUUUUAUUUAAUUUUGUUUCAGUGGGUGGGUAGUGACUGAUGUUACCAAGCAAGCACCAGGCAAUUCCCAUGACUUGGACUUGAAAUUCAUUGGGUUCUACCCAUCAAUGGCUUAAGAUCUUAGGGAGAGAUUGGACGAUUAGGAUGGAUUUCAUUUUUCAACCAUUUGGGUGACUUCCAUUCAUUUCUAUCACUCAUGUCUUAAACAUAAGAUGAUAAGGUUUGCCCGAUGAAAAGACUAAUAAUUGAAAAUUAAAAUAAAAUUAUUAUAAAUUAUAUACGAAUAUUAAGAAGAAAAAAAAGAAAAAUCUUAAGACAAAAUUUUAUAAUAUCUUUAACAAAAUUGGAUCUCAAAGUAACAAAUUCACAAGAAAAUUUUCUUUCUUGACUAAAAAAUAAAUAUAUCAUCCAAGAAAAAAAAAUUAUUAUUAUUUCUAACUUAGUUUUGGCAUGGUGCUACAAGCAAAGCAAAGGAAAAGAAAAAUGGAGUCAGGUCGUGAUUUCUAAGAAAAGAAGACGUGUGAAUGGUGGCAUCUCACCGUCUGACAACGGUGACCGUGAGGUGAUCGGACGGCUGAGGACAACGAAAAGACCUGCGUAAAAAUCGUGGGAGUUGGACUAAUCGGGAGCCGGAACCGUUCCAGGGGUUUGGACUUGUAGACUUUCUUGGAAGAUUAGUGGGUAUUUUUUGAGUUUAUUUCUCUAUGCUUUUCCUUUUCAAGACAGAGGAGUGAAGGCGACCUACUUUAUUUAUGAAAAAUAAAUAUUUGUUUUCUCCAAAAUCUUUAAAUUUAUAAUCAAAUAAGCCAGCCUGUGCAAACCAAUAAGACGAAUGUAAAAGAUUUUUGGAAUGAAAUUGCGACAUCAUAGCUUGACUUGGAAAAUGAAGUCAAGAGGGCAGUUUUGGGAAUCAAACAAACCGGCUGGAGAAAAUAAAGAAAACUACAUGGCAUGGGGCCACCACCCCAAUAUUUUCCACACGGACUUGCGCGUUGCAAAUACAACCAGUCUACCACCCAACAGUUUUUAAGCUCCAUGCGCCUACCUCCACCACCACCACUGCAAGCCGCUGCUCAAUGGCCUCCAUUUCAUUUUCCGGCGAAUCCCUCAUCUCUCUGCUAACUCUUUUCUCUCUCCUUUUUCUCACCCACGCCACCCUCCAUCUCCACCCCUCCGAUUAUGACGCCCUCCUCCUCAUCCAAAAACACUUGGGCAUCAACGGUCAACGCCGCUCCUCCCCCAACCCAUGCAACACCCCCGGAGUAUUUUGCGAGAGGAGAGUCUCUGACAACGCCACAGUGCUCAGAGUCACCCGUCUGGUUUUCAAAUCCCAACGUCUCUCAGGUUUCCUAUCUCCCCAAAUCGGACGCCUCUCCCAGCUCAAAGAGCUCUCCCUCCCGGACAACUAUCUCCUUGACCGGAUCCCAUCCCAAAUUGUUGACUGCCGGAAACUGGAAAUCCUUGACCUCCGGAACAACCGAUUCUCCGGCGAAAUUCCGCCGGAAUUGUCCUCCCUGGUGCGCCUCCGUAUCCUGGAUCUCUCUUCCAAUAAGUUUUCCGGGAACUUGAAUUUCUUGAGGUUUUUUCCCAACCUGGAGAAGCUCUCUCUGGCUGAAAACCUGUUUUCCGGGAAAGUACCGGUGUCUGUACGCUCGUUUCGCAAUCUUAGAGUCUUCAACCUUUCCGGGAACAGCUUUCUGGAAGGCCCAGUGCCGGGGAUGAGGGAGGUGGAGGUGGAGUCCCUAGCGUCUGCACUUCCGAGACGAUACGUCUUUGCUGAGAAUUUAACAAGGGGAAGUAGCAAUCAUUCAGCAGUUGCACCAAGUGGAAGUUCAGGGUAUUAUGGAGAAGCACCAGCUCCUUCUCCUUCUGCACCACCUCAUAAGCAUCGGAAAAACAAGAAGCUGAGCGCAUGGAUUCUCGGAUUCAUCGCUGGAGCAGUUGCUGGGUGCAUAUCUGGGUUGGUGUUCUCCGUGCUUUUUAAAGCACUCCUGGUGUUGGUGAGAGGUGGUGGAAAGGAGUCAGGGCCGGCAAUCUUCAGUCCGUUGAUCAAAAAGGCGGAGGACUUGGCUUUCUUGGAGAAAGACGAUGGAUUGGCAUCACUGGAGAUCAUAGGCAAAGGUGGAUGUGGAGAGGUGUACAGAGCUGAGUUACCAGGUGGGAAACUGAUUGCUAUAAAGAAGAUUGUUCAACCUCCAAAGGAUGCAGCAGAACUGGCUGAGGAAGACAGUAAGCUCUUGAACAAGAAGAUGCGCCAAAUUCGGUCGGAGAUUCAAACUGUUGGGAAUAUUAGGCAUCGAAACCUUCUUCCUUUGCUGGCACAUGUGUCCCGGCCUAACUGCCAUUACCUGGUAUAUGAGUUCAUGAAGAAUGGCAGCUUACAGGACAUGUUAACUCAAGUUUCAGAGGGGACUAGAGAACUGGACUGGCUGGCUCGUCACAGGGUCGCACUAGGGGUGGCUGCAGGGCUUGAAUACCUCCAUAUGAGCCACAGCCCCCGCAUCAUUCAUAGAGACCUCAAACCUGGAAACAUCCUUCUCGAUGAUGACAUGGAAGCACGAAUUGCAGAUUUUGGACUCGCAAAAGCAGUCCCAGAUGCUAACACCCAUGUCACAACUUCUAAUGUGGCCGGAACUGUGGGAUACAUUGCGCCCGAGUAUCACCAGACACUCAAGUUUACAGACAAGUGCGACAUAUACAGCUUUGGGGUUUUGCUUGGGGUUCUGGUGGUAGGAAAGCUUCCAUCUGAUGACUUUUUCCAGCACACAGCUGAGAUGAGCUUGGUGAAGUGGAUGGCUAAUAUAAGGACUUCAGACGAUCCCAGCAGAGCCAUUGAUAGAAAGCUGAUGGGAAAUGGAUUUGAAGAGCAGAUGCUGCUGGUUCUAAAGAUAGCUUGCUUCUGCACUGUUGAUGAUGCAAAGAUAAGGCCUAACAGUAAGGACGUUAGGACCAUGUUGUCUCAGAUCAAACAUUAGGGAUGCAAGGGAACGUUGCUAUAUAUAACUAUCUAUAUGUGCCACUUGUAUGUAAGAAUAAUGAUGCGUGUCAUCGAAAGUGUCUGUUUAAGUAGAACAAAUUUGCAUCUAAGAUGUAAAUUUAGCAUCAAACUAGUACUAGUUUUGUCAUGUAUGUCAUCUAUUGAAUGUUGUUCUCACUCAAUGUAGCAUAACAAGAGUGUGUUCCAUGAAAACAUCUUUCAAAUAUGGAAUAAAGGACAUCCACAAAUUAGGUAA